Molecule: messenger RNA, 3098 nt
Organism: Salvelinus sp. IW2-2015
Lineage: Eukaryota; Metazoa; Chordata; Actinopteri; Salmoniformes; Salmonidae
Product: protein zyg-11 homolog
Cellular component (GO): Cul2-RING ubiquitin ligase complex
Molecular function (GO): protein binding
Source: RefSeq, a predicted model, not a curated record
CCUCGAAAGCGCCCUGUAUAUUCCUAGCAUAGACUGUAAAUAAUAGCUUCCUAGCUGGUGAUGUACUUCCUGUGACAUGACCUUUGUUUACUGUCUGUCAACAAAAAUAGCUACAUCUAUCGUUUUCUCCGGUGAAUGUUUACGUUCAAACUGGCUGUGUGUUGAUUUAGAGAGAAGUAUUAGCCUUGUUAACUAACGAACAUGGUCUGAAAAUGAAUUCGGAAAAUGUUCACAACCGUCCAUUGUUGCAGGAACAUCUCGUUUCGUACCAACAAGUUAGCUAGCUGCUAGCUAACGUUAGUUGUUAGCUCUUCGCAAAAACUAGUUUCAGCUAGAUUAGGCUAUCUAGGUACAGUAGCAAGUUAACAAGACGAACCGAGGCCAAAGCUAUAUUUAUUUUUGGUCAGGUAUCGAGCCUUCCCGGCUGUUUCAACUAUCACUGUGUGCAUGAUAUGGUCUUACAUUUUUUGAACAUGGAUGAGGCAUCCCCUGCAUCUCUGACGGAUCUGUGUCUGUCCUACGUCAGUAGGAACCUGGAGAGGUUCUGUGUGAAGCAUGCUGAUGGAUCUCUCUGUCUCAGAGACUCUCUGCUGUUUCCCCAGGAGCUAGCUGACCAGCUGUUGGCUAAGAUGGCCACUGAAGGUCUGUUGAAUGACAGUACAGUAGGAGUGUUUCGUAGCAGUGAGUACCUUCGGCUGCGUCGUGCGUGUAUCCGUACGGCCCGUAUCUCUGCCGAGGCGUUCCAGAGAGCGCUCUGUCCUCACCGCCUGCUGGAGCUGGACGCUGCUAGGGUCAACGCUGACCUCACAAUCUCUGACAUACUACAUGGCCUUGCCUCCAACAAACACUGCCGGGAGAGCUUGCAGCGGUUGGUCCUUACAGGUCUGACCAUGUCCUCUCUGGAGGAACCGUCAUGUCACUGUUUCAGCUCUCUCCAGGGGCUGCGGUCUCUCUCCCUGGCCAACGUGGACUUCUACGACUCUGGGCUGGCUGAUGUGUGUUCCCUGUCCCGUCUGGAGAGCCUGGACCUGUCCAACACCUCAGUAACCAACCUCAACCCUCUACUGGGACUAAGAGAGAGGCUGAGGUCACUAACACUACACCAGCUGAAGAGGCUGGAGAUGAGCACUGCCCAGCUACUGGCUGUCAUUGGACAACUGAAGGCACUGCAGCACCUGGACAUCAGUGAUGAUAAACAGUUCACGUCAGAUGUGGCUCGUCAGCUGCUGGGUGAGCCUGGAAUCCUGCCUGCUCUGGUCUCGCUGGAUGUGUCUGGACGCAAACAGGUGACGGAUGCGGCGGUCAAGGCGUUUGUAGAGGAGCGUCCAGGGAUGACCUUUGUUGGUCUGCUGGCUACAGACGCUGGCUUCUCUGACUUCCUCAAUGGAAAGGGCAGCCUCAAGGUGACAGGAGAGGCCAAUGAGACUCAGAUCUGUGAGGCGCUGCGUCGCUACAGUGAGAGGGAGGGCUUUGUCAGAGAGGCUCUGUUUCAUCUCUUCAGUCUCACACACGUCAUGGAGAAACCACGCCCUGACAUACUCAAGUUGGUAGUUUUGGGGAUGAAGAACCACCCUGCCACCCUGAACGUCCAGUUGGCAGCCAGUGCAUGUGUGUUUAACCUGACCAAGCAGGACCUGGCAGCGGGCAUACCUGUUAGACUGCUGGGCACAGUCACUCAACUACUGCUGGAGGCCAUGUGCACCUUCCCUAACCACCAACAGUUGCAGAAGAAUUGCCUGCUCUCUCUGUGCAGUGACCGCAUACUGCAGGAGGUUCCCUUCAACAGGUUUGAAGCAGCUAAGCUGGUGAUGCAGUGGUUAUGUAACCAUGAGGACCAGAACAUGCAGAGGAUGGCUGUGGCUAUCAUCUCUAUACUGGCUGCCAAGUUGUCUACAGAACAGACGGCACAGCUGGGCGCAGAGCUCUUCAUAGUGAAGCAGCUUCUCCACAUUGUGCAUCAGAAGGCUACUCAGGGUGUGGUGGACGCCACCCUCAAGUUCACACUGAGCGCACUCUGGAACCUCACUGACGAAUCACCAACCACCUGCCGCCAUUUUAUAGAGAACCAGGGACUGGACCUGUUCAUCAAAGUACUGGAGUCAUUCCCCUCUGAGUCUUCCAUCCAACAGAAGGUGUUGGGGCUGCUGAAUAACAUAGCGGAGGUUGGGGAGCUGCAUGUGGAGCUGAUGGUUCAGGGCUUCCUGGAUCACAUCUGCUCCCUGCUCCACAGCCCUGAGGUGGAGGUGUCCUACUUCGCUGCUGGGAUACUGGCCCACCUCACCUCCAGAGGAGAGGCUGCUUGGACACUCAGUAUCACACUGAGGUCUGACCUGCUAGAACAACUGCACUCUACCAUCCUGAAGUGGCCGACACCAGCGUGUGAGAUGGUGGCCUACAGGUCCUUUAACCCCUUCUUCCCCCUGUUGGAGUGUUUCCACACCCCAGGCGUUCAGCUGUGGGCGGCCUGGGCCAUGCAGCAUGUCUGCAGCAAGAACGCCCCUCGGUACUGCAGUAUGCUGCUGGAGGAGGGAGGUCUGCAUCAGUUGGAGAAGGUCCAGACACACCCCGACACCCACGCAGACGUCAUGCGAUUGGCCGAGAGCAUUCUGGAGAGCCUGCAGCGCCACCAAGCUCGCACCAGGCAGACCACACAGACACACACACACACUCGCUGCCCGCUACAACCCCACACACACAAAGAGGGUGACAAGCCCUGAUCAGAACCUAUCCCACUGCUACCUUCAGGACAAGAGGCCAUUGAAAGUGUGUGUGUGUGUGUGUGUGUGUGCGGGAGUGCGUUCAUUAGACAGGGGUGAGGACAGACACCUUGUCACCCCCCAUCCUGUCUGAAGGUGGUGCUAUAAAGUGAAUGAGAGGACAAAAACUAUGCAUUUCUUUGCACACACACCUUGCUGUUUUCUUGAGUUUGGUAAGCAAAAGUAGUACUAUGUGGCUACUUAUGCGUGCUACUGAUAAGCAAAUUAAUAUUAUGAAGAAAAAAAAGUUAUGAAAAUAGAGUUGUUGGUUAAAAACACUAACGUUGAUGUCUAUGCCCCCACAUAAAUCUAAUUAGCAUAAUAAAAUAAUCACCAUAAAAA